This is a messenger RNA of Anopheles maculipalpis, 2967 nucleotides long. Its product is annotated as valine--tRNA ligase-like. Gene Ontology annotation, cellular component: cytosol. The record is from RefSeq and is a predicted model, not a curated record. Gene Ontology annotation, biological process: valyl-tRNA aminoacylation. NCBI's taxonomy places the organism in Eukaryota, Metazoa, Arthropoda, Insecta, Diptera, Culicidae. Gene Ontology annotation, molecular function: ATP binding; aminoacyl-tRNA deacylase activity; valine-tRNA ligase activity. Bases 1 to 2967 code for a protein of 988 amino acids. The transcript has 4 exons.
AUGCUCCGUGCGUUCCGUCGAAAUGCGGUACUACGCUGGUCAGACGGUUAUCGUACAGCAAUAAGUUUUAUCAUAAGACGAUAUGGAUCAACACAUGAUAUUGCAUCGGCCUAUCAACCGACACACGUGGAAAGCAAUUGUUCGUCCAGAACAGUUCCUCAGCUACCGCCAGAAUGCGGGAUGAAAUUGCACACUGGCUCCUCGUUUAAUCUACUUCUACCACCGCCAAACGUAACCGGAGAACUACACCUGGGCCAUGCACUCACUUGCGCCAUCCAGGACGCGUUGGUAAGACAGGCACGACUAUCCGGAGCACGAGCCACCUGGAUACCUGGCAUGGAUCACGCCGGUAUAGCAACACAAGUGGUCGUAGAAAAACGCCUCUUUAAGGAACGAAACCUUACCCGACACGAUCUUGGGAGGGACAAGUUUCUGGAAGAAGUAAUGCGAUGGAAGAUGGAAAAGGAAGAAAGUAUCCGGAUGGCACUAAAGAAGCUUGGCUGCUCGAUGGACUGGAGCAAAGAGUAUUUUACAAUGGAUGAUCAUCAAUCGGUCGCGGUAAAGGAAGCGUUUGUACAGCUGUUUGAAAAAGGGCUAAUAUAUCGCGAUCGAUCUUUGGUUAACUGGUCCUGUACGCUGGAGUCGGCCAUUUCGGACGUUGAGGUAGAAAACGUGGAGCUUCAAGGUCCUACGGAAAUAGCCGUACCGGGAUACAGCAAAAAUGUCACCUUCGGACGAAUGGUGGACAUCGCGUACAAAGUGCAAGGUUCUACGGAAGAGAUUGUCGUCUCCACAACUCGUCCGGAAACGUUUCUCGGCGAUGUGGCUGUAGCCGUUCAUCCGGAAGAUGGCCGGUAUUCACAUCUACGCAACAAAGUAACGUUCCUGUGGCAUCCGGUAAGGAAAGAGGAAAUUCCGCUCAUUUUUGACCGUGCGGUCGAUCGUUCGUUCGGCACGGGAGCAGUUAAAAUAACACCAGCGCACGAUCGGUUCGAUUUCGAGAUGGCUCGGCGUCAUCAUCUGGCAACGGUCGAGGUGAUCGAUGAGCGUGGCUCAGUGCACAAACAUUUCGGCCCAUUUACCGGAUUGCCCCGGUACGAGGCACGCGAAGCGUUGAUGGACUACCUUACGAAGCUUUCGCUCGUGCGUGGUAUAAGAUCGCAUACGAUGCUUCUCCCACUGUGCUCACGGUCGAAGGAUGUUGUGGAGCUUCUGCUACGUCCGCAAUGGUUCGUCAGCUGCCACGAAAUGGCACAACGAGCGAUGGAAGUGGUACGGGACGGCAGGCUCACGAUCGUCCCUAAAACGUUCGAAAGGGAAUGGUUCCGUUGGUUGGAGAAUUGUCACGAUUGGUGCAUUUCAAGACAGCUUUGGUGGGGUCAUCGUAUUCCGGCGUACGUGGUUCGUUCCGAAAAUGGAAAGAAUGAACAAUGGAUAGCGGCACGAUCGAUGGAUGAAGCAUGGGAAAAGUGUGGCACAAUGCUGCCAAACGUCCCACGCGAUGCGAUAGCCAUCGAGCAGGAUCACGAUGUGCUGGAUACAUGGUUUUCUUCAGCACUGUUACCCUUUUCAUCGACAGGAUGGCCCUUGAAAGCUUCGGAAGAAUUUUAUCCACUUCAUUUGAUGGAAACCGGACAUGAUAUACUAUUUUUCUGGGUCGCCCGUAUGGUAAUGCUUGGUCAGGAACUAACCGGUAAGUUACCGUUCGAUCGAAUUCUCCUCCACGGUAUUAUCUGUGACGAAGCCGGAAGGAAAAUGUCCAAAAGUUUGGGCAACGUGAUAAAACCGGAUCAUGUAAUACAUGGGAUUUCGUUGGAAAAAUUACAAACCGAAGCGGAAACGUCACACCGGCAAGGCAUACUGUCGGAGAGUGAGCUAUCCAAAUCGAGUGCCGGACAGCGUAAAAUGUUCCCCAACGGUAUACCGGAGUGUGGUAUCGAUGCGCUACGCUUCACACUUUGCUCGUCGAAUGUAAAGAAUCAUUUCAUCCACUUUAAUGUACAAGAAGCGUACACAAAUAAGCUAUUUUUUAACAAAAUUUGGCAAGCCACACGCUACACGUUGGGGUGUGUGGAACGGUACGGUGGUACCGAUCAAACGAAUGAAGGGUUGCGAAAACAAGCCGAUCGUUUAACGUUGAUGGAUCGCUGGAUAUUAAGCCGUCUGGGACAUACAGUGCAACAGUGCCGAGAGGCAUUUGAGGGCUACAAUUUUCAUCUCGCAACAGGUGCGUUGAAAACGUUUUUCUACAGCAACUUUUGUGAUGUAUAUUUGGAAACGACAAAAAUCAACAUAAAACAAGACGGUGGUGCUAACGGGGCAGCGUCGAUGCACUGUGCUGUACUAAAAUACUGCCUUACAGUUGGUCUGCUUCAAAUGGAACCAUUCACACCGUACCUAUCGCAACAGCUUCUCAAGCAUUUAACUCCAUCGAGCUCGGUGGCAAACGAUUUGACAAGCGUUACGAGGUGGAUCGACACGACGCUCGAGCAAAAUAUUGAUGAAAUGCUAAAUUUAUGUCAGCGUGUAAGACAGACGAAAAACGAGUACAAUCCACCGAUCGUUCGGAAACAUAAUCCGAUCGUGCACAUACACGCCAAAGCACGCGAACUGGCCGAUUUACUACAAAACCAAAAAGACACAAUACAACAACUAACGCACUGCAACGGGAUCGUGCUACAUGACGACGAACGUUCAUUCAACGGUACACAGUACGUGGCCAAGUGUGCCCCAAGCCAUCACUGUUUAAUUGGAAUUGUGGCAGAAUCGAUGCAUCAAGCAAACACUGUUAGCGAUGGAAGCAAAAAGAUGCUAGCGAAAUUAGACGCAGAAAUAGAGAAACUCCUAAAGACGAUCGGUAACGAAGGGUACAAAAAAUCGGCCAGCGAAAGUGUACAGAAACGCCAUCAAGAGAAGCUUAAUCGGUUGCAGCAGCAGAAGGAAGAGAUGCGUAAAAUGGCAUCAUGA